Dimorphilus gyrociliatus is the source of this 2869-nucleotide messenger RNA. The record is from the annotation of a GenBank genome assembly. Lineage: Eukaryota; Metazoa; Annelida; Polychaeta; Dinophilidae.
UUUAUUUAAAAAAUCAUUUAUUAAGUGAAAAUAUUUAAAUAUAAAUACGCCAUCUGGCGAUAUAAGUUAAUUCUUUCUUAAGAGAUCUACAGAUGAAGAUAUUUCAACCCGGGCUAUUACGCCCUGCCCGCAUGUUAUAAAAAUUCGAUUGUUGAGACGUCACGUGACCCGUAAAGGAAUUAUGCGGGUCUCGCGAAAGCUUUCUUCAUAAAAAUGUUACCCUUCCUCUUACUUUUUUCUCUCGGUUUUUCUGAAACUUUGCGACUUCACGUUAAUGAAGAGACGCCAAUUGGCUUUCGUCUACUGGAAUUAGAGAAGAAUAAAUCCUACCGCUUACUGACUGAUACGGAUUUAUUUAGAUUAUCUCAAGGUGUUGUUUACGUAAACAACAGGAUAGACAGAGAAACACUGUGUAAGCCAGGCCCUGUAUGUGCCACACAACUCGAAUUUGCAGUAUUACCAAUUGAAAAAUUGGAAAUUUUACGGAUAAAUAUAACUAUAGAUGAUAUUAACGAUAAUCCACCUAUCGUUAAACCGGAAAUUGUAAGAAUUAAAAUUACGGAAUCGACACCUUUAGACGCACUGUUUCCGAUUGCUAGUGUUAAAGAUGCCGACGGCGAAGAUUACGGUAUUAAAACAGUUCAACUGGAAGAUAGUUAUUUUGGAGUUGUGCACGAAUCGGAUGAAUUACGUCUGAUAUUGAAGAGGAUGAUCGAUUACGAAAGACUGGAUAAUACGAUUAUGAAUAUGUCAAUAUCAAUAAGUGACGGAUAUUACAAUACUUCCUUGUCAAUUAUUGCCGAGAUAAUUGAUAUAAACGACAACCCCCCAAUAUUCGAAAAAGAAGAAUAUAUCAUUGAUAUCUAUGAGAAUUUAACUAUAAAUACGCAGAUAUUGAACCUCAAGGCCGUCGAUCUCGAUUCAACAAUCCAAUUUCGAUUAGUAAAGUAUUCAUUAAGUACUAACCAAUAUUUUGGUGUCGAUGCGUAUAAUGGAACUUUAAAAACCCUUAAAAAGCUAAAUUACGAAGCGAAGCGGCUGUUUCACCUAACUGCUACAGCUACUGAUGCUGGAGGUCUAUAUUCCAGGACGUCGAUAAUAAUAAGGCUUUUGAAUAUUAAUGAGAGAUCGUUUCGAAUCAAAGUCACGCCCAUUACUGGCUACGAUAAUGAAUUAUUGAUCAAAGAAAAUCUCUUGGCAAACAGUGUCGUAGCUCUCGUUAAAGUCGAAUUGGACGAAUGGGAGGAGUCGGUCAAUAAUGUCGAGUGCUUUUCGGACGAAUCGGAAAAGUUCAAAGUGUCUAGAUUAGAUAAUCAGCUAGUUUUAUUGACUAAUACGUCUUUCGACAGGGAGUUUGAGGAAAGAUUUAGCUCAAGAGUAAUUUGUGUUAAUUUAGGCGUCUAUAGAAAUCAAAGUAUAGACGUCCGAAUUGUAGAUGAGAAUGAUAAUGCACCCGAGUUUGUUCAAUCCGAGUGGAUUGUUGAGGUUGAAGAGAAUAUCCCUCCUGCAACGCUAAUAGCAAUUUCCGCUACAGAUUCCGAUAAAGGCCUAAACUCAGAAUUAAGGUACGAAAUUUACGGCGAAGAUUGCUUCCAGAUCCACCCAAUUUUCGGUACUUUAUCAUCAACGUGUGAAUUCGAUUUCGAAGUUAGGACCGUCUAUAAUUUAACUGUACACGUUUUUGAUGGAGGGGAGCCAAGUUUGAACAACUCGGUCGGGGUGAAGGUCAUCGUUAAGAACCUCCUCGAUACGCAACCCGAGUGUUUGGACAAUGAAUUUCGUGUUUUGGAGAAUGAGGGUGGUGUUUAUCUGGGUCAAAUCUCGUUUCGAAAUCCCGAAAAUUCUACCGUCUUCUUUAGUAAAUAUGACGAAAAGCGUUUUUCGAUCUCGAACGAAAGUGUCUUCCUCAGAGAGCCCAUCGAUCGAGAACGUUUACAGACUGUCAACUUACGACCACUAAUCUUGUAUGACCUUGACCCAAGGGUUAAUUCCACCUGCCAACUCGUAAUCAACAUUGUCGAUCUGAAUGAUAACGUUCCCGAAAUCGUUUUCCCAUCUAACGAUUCUACCCUCCACCUACCCGAAUCCUCUUUCAAUCGCAACAGGAAGUUGUUAAGCAUAGUAAUCAGAGACGACGACGAAGGGUUGAACGGUGAAAUAGACGUCUUCUUGAAACCGGAAAUUUGCUUUCGAUUGGACGGUUUAGACGUCGUGUUCGAUUGUUCAACUUCAAAUAUUGGUGACGUUUUCAAUCUGGAAUUAUUUGCUAGCGAUAAAGGAACACCGGCCUUAAAUACCUCGGUAACCUUUAAGAUUAUCCGGAUAGAAGAUGCCGAGGAGAAGGAGAAUUAUUUGCCAUUUAUAUUAACUGUAACAUUAUCCGCAAUACUUCUUGGAAGUUUGAUAAUAAUUUUAGUCCGGACUAUCAAGAUUCAAAGGAAGAAGGUUAUCAUCAGCUGAUAUAAAAACCUAGGCCUUUUUUUGUAAUAGCUCUCCCGCAACAUUGACCUACGAGGUUAACCGAACCUGCAGACUUCUAAUCUUAGCGAUGCGAAAGAUAAGUUUGAACAAAAAAAAGAAACGGUUUUUUUUUAUUUGAAUAACUUUACCUCUGAGUUGAACAAAGGGGUGACGCCCCGACGCGGUUGAUAUUGCUUUGAACGACUGAUAGAUUGAACUUGAAAAAGAGUAUAUAUUGUCAUGAUAAAAAUAGAGACAAAAUAAGAAUAAGAAUUAUAUAUAAAAGAAAAAAAAAUAAAAUUGAAAACGAAAUAAAGAAACUAAAUUGAUACUUUCGAAAUUUUUUUACUCUUUAUAAUGAAGAAAGACGAGAAGGGGGCUGGAUGGCCUAUUAGACGGAGGAGCGAAG